CCGCAGCAGAGUUUUGCCCAGACAGCUCAGCAGCAGCAAGUGCAACCACAACCAGCAACACAUGGCCAAACCCAGCUUUACUCAGCAGUCCAAUGUCAACACUAUGACUCUAAAGAAUGUGACUCCUUCUGCUUCUGUAGCUCCUUCCUCCUCUUCCUCUCCAGCGCUCCCUCUUUCCCAACUCCUCCUGUCCUCCUCUGCUGCCCCCAUGAUCCUGGUCCCCACCUCAAAUGUUCCUCCAACCACCCAGGGCUACACUAUUGCCAAAGCCAACGUUAACACACAAACUCUGGUGGUGCAGCCCCUACAACAGGCCAGCACUAUUGCAGAAAAAGGACCUGUGCCAAUCCAACCCAAGACAGCUCAAGGACAACGCUUACCUGUACAGCUGCCUCCUCGACACCCACCUCCCAUUCUCCCAGCUCCACCUAGCAACACCCAGCACAACACUCCCCACAUCCCUGUGCAGCUUGUGGGAGCCAGGCAGGGCUUAACAGGAAACGCACAGGCUGUUGCCCUGGCACUGGCACGAAGCAGCACGGCCCAGGAAAGUACAGCUGGCGGGAAUUUUAACACAGUCUCCAACAACAGUGCUAUGAUAAAGCCUGCUAUUGGUUCUCUGAAGAGAAAAUCUGACAGUGACGCACCAAAUGAGAUGGUGACAGAAUCUUCAGACUCUACACCUAUGAAAGAUUCUGCUCCUCCCUUAUCCCCUGCUCCAACAAAGGACUCGGCUCCUCCUGUAGUAGCUGCCUUCUCAUCCCCUCCCACCCUGUCCUUGCCUCUGCCCUUGUCAAGAGUCGGUCAUGGGGACAAAGACAGAGCGCCUGUUCCUCAGGCAGUGGUCAAACCUCAAGUCCUCACCCACCUCAUAGAGGCUUUGUCAUCCAAGGGAGCUGAGCCCUUCCCCGUUGCUGGACUCCUCAAAGACAGAGAUUUUGCCCUGGUUGGCCGCUCUGAAAAUGGACCUCAAUUGUUAAAGUGUGAGUACUGUGCAAGCCUUGCCCCAGCCAGCCAGUUCAGAGGAUCAAAGAGGUUCUGUUCAAAUACUUGUGCCAAGAGGUAUAAUGUGAGCUGCAGCCAACACUUCAAGACAAGCAGAGGGAGGAGUGGUGCGGGGCUGGCACCGCCUCCAGCACCCACUGAGAGCGCUGCAAGGCGAAGAGGCCCCCCUCGCAGGAGCAGUUCUAAUAUCAAUAACAUUUCAAGCAGGCAUCUAUCUGUUAAGUGUCACUCCGAGUCCAGUCGCUCGGAGGACGUAUCCAGCGACGGGGAAGAAGAGGACGAUUCUCCUUCACUGUCCCCAAGCUCUUCACACUCCUGCUCUAGAGCUGAGCGCAGCGCUCCUCCGUCUGACAGCUCAGCUCCUGGUAGCCUCCCACUAGAUGGGGCUAACUUUCUCUCAGCAACUCCUGCUCAGUGGAGUGUGGAAGAAGUCUGCAGAUUUAUCUCUUCACUUCAAGGCUGUGAAGAGUUGGCUGCACAGUUUCUGUCACAGGAAAUAGAUGGGCAGGCUCUGCUGCUCCUGCGAGAGGACCAUCUCAUCUCCACCAUGAAUAUCAAGCUGGGUCCUGCUCUCAAGAUCUGUGCCUCCAUCAACAUCCUGCGUGAGUGAUGCAGUGUGUACUUCAGAGGGACACCAGGAUUGUUGUCUCAUUGACUUAUCACUGAAAUCAAUACCUGGACCUCUUUUAGUAAGAAGUAAAAGACUAUGGGGGAAGUGAGGAUGUUUCUUACAAAACAAUGGUGCACUAUCAGUCAUGUGAAGACAUGGGAAUGGACAGUUUACUUUCUGGACAUUGAAUGUGCAAAAAACAUGUUAUAUGUGUACUGCCAUGUGUGAGUGGUGAGCAUGGACAGUCUAAAGUAUCCAUGUCAGUAGUGUUUGUCAGUUGUUGUUUUUCUGUUGCUGUGAGUAAAAGACCUUUUGUAUGUAUUCUCGAAUGAAACUGUGCAAAUCUGCCAGCCUGCAGUUAUCGGUGCUAGGUCUUCUUACUAGGACAGUUUACCUGUUGGGUUAAAAAAAGAAAAGAAACGUUGCCUUCUUGAUGUAUUUCAAACGGUGCUUUAACUUUAGUAAUAUGAUUGAGGGAGGGAUGUCAGCAUCAGUCCACUUCAUUUAUAUAUAUAUAUUUCAGUCUUGUUAGUAGUUAUUAGUUUAUUUACCGUGUGUUUAAUCCAGGCUCCAAUCACAUCGAGCAAAGGACACUCAAAAAGCCUGGUAUUUUAAGUAGUUAAUUUUACCAGUUAUUGAAAGUUUUAGUUUUUUUUAAUCUUUUCCACUUUUUACUACAAUCCAAAUUAUUUUUUUCAUGAAUGAUAGUUUUAGUAGCUUUAAUCAACCUAACUACCUGAAAAUAGGUAUUCCUCAUGGUUUGCUCUCUUAAGGGCUAAGUGGAAGUACUCUGUGUACAUGUAUGCAGUACUACCAAUAAACAAUACCUGUUACUGGA
Etheostoma spectabile (orangethroat darter) is the source of this 2453-nucleotide messenger RNA. Its product is annotated as polyhomeotic-like protein 1. NCBI's taxonomy places the organism in Eukaryota, Metazoa, Chordata, Actinopteri, Perciformes, Percidae. The record is from RefSeq and is a predicted model, not a curated record. Gene Ontology annotation, cellular component: PRC1 complex; nucleus. Gene Ontology annotation, molecular function: zinc ion binding; chromatin binding; histone binding. Gene Ontology annotation, biological process: negative regulation of DNA-templated transcription.